AUGAUCUGCGCAGGCACUGGCCUCGCCCCCGUCUGCGCCUUUGCUCAACAGUAUGUGGAACACAUCUCCGCUGACCGCACCGUUGCUCCAACGCUGUUAUUCAUCGGCUGUCGCCACUUGGAAAAAGACGCUAUUUCCCUGGACCAGUUCAAUGAAUGGAAAGAGAAACGUGCGGUGCAGGUCAAAAGGGCAGCUACUAGAUCGCCGGAGGAGAGCGAGGGCUGCAAGUAUGUGCAGCACUUGCUGUGGGAGGAGCGAGAGAGUGUCAGGGGGCUGUGGAGUAAAGGGGCGGGAACAUAUGUUUGUGGAAAUGGAAGGAUGGCGGAAGAAGUGGAUUGGGUGUUGGUGAAAAUUUGGGUGGAGAAGACGAGGAAGAGCGAGGAGGACGCGAGGGAAUGA
Molecule: messenger RNA, 399 nt
Organism: Letharia columbiana
Lineage: Eukaryota; Fungi; Ascomycota; Lecanoromycetes; Lecanorales; Parmeliaceae
Exons: 1
Coding region: 1-399 (132 amino acids)
Cellular component (GO): cytosol
Molecular function (GO): FMN binding; NADPH-hemoprotein reductase activity; flavin adenine dinucleotide binding
Source: RefSeq, a predicted model, not a curated record